Molecule: messenger RNA, 359 nt
Organism: Cylicocyclus nassatus
Lineage: Eukaryota; Metazoa; Nematoda; Chromadorea; Rhabditida; Strongylidae
Source: the annotation of a GenBank genome assembly
AUGGGUUAUUAUGAUCCCGAGUCGAUCAUGCACUAUCCUGUAAAAGGUUACAAAUACUACCCACGAAUGUACUUCACUCCAUCGGACAUCAAGAACAUUAACAUAUUGUACAAGUGCCCGCAGGCAUACAGAAGAAACACUGGAUAUCAUAGCAAAUCCAGGCAAAAGUCCUCUAGCAAAAAGGCUCCUAUCUUUUACGGAAACACAGGAUAUCCUACCAAAUCCUGGCGAAAUUCCUCAAGCAAACAAAAACUGAAUGUGUUCACCUUCUUAUCUCGCCUUUCAAGCUUCUUCAAUCCCCUCCAACGGAACACAAGACAGUUGCCUAACAACUAGACAACUACCGUAGCAUUUCUCUG